AAUCCACAAUGCUAGUGCUCAGGUUUCUCAAUGUGGUCGCUCCAGCCUACUUCCUCUGUAUCUCCUUAGUGACCUUCGUCCUCCAGCUCUUCCUCUUCAUUCCAAGCAUGCUCAAAGACCCUUCCACCACCCCACUUUUCUCCUCUGCUCUGCUGCAUGGGGCUCUCUUUCUGUACCUCUCAGCUAAUGCUUUGGGCAACUACAUCCUGGUAAUACAGAACUCCCCCGAGGAGGACCUGGGGAAGGGCCCAGAUUUGGCUGGAGGAGCCAAAGGGGUGGCUGAGUGGCCAGAUGGAAACAGGUCCCCUGCUUCAGCCCUGCCUGGCACUCACUUCUGUAGACUGUGUGCCCGAACCACCCAGAGGCAUGACCACCACUGUUUCUUCACAGGGAACUGCAUUGGGAAUAGUAAUAUGCGGAACUUCAUCAUGUUCUGUCUGUAUACCUCCUUGGCUUGCCUUGAUUCCAUGGUGGCUGGGGUGGCUUAUAUUUCUGCUGCACUCUCAACUUCCUUUGCCAGCCCACUGGCUUUCCUAACUCUUCUGCCUCACUCCAUUAGCCAGUUCUUCUCAGGAGCUCUUCUAAGCUCAGAAAUGUUUGUCAUCCUCAUGCUAUACCUCUGGCUGGGGAUUGGACUUGCCUGUGCCGGCUUCUGUUGCCACCAAAUGCUGCUAAUCUUGCGAGGGCAAACACGGUACCAGAUACGGAAGGGGAUGGCAGCCAAAGGCCAGCCCUGGAGGAAGAAUCUGGAGGAGGUCUUUGGGAAGAGAUGGCUGCUUGGACUGCUUAUUCCUGUGCUCAGUGUGGGAAGUGACUAUCACCAGCAGAAGGAGAAGUGACAGCUCCCUUAACACUUAGCAACAUGCACAGGUAUUACAAAACAAGAAUGAUUGAACAAAUAACAAAAUGUACAAUAAAGGAAAUAUUGGAUGUAGGUUUAAAAUACAAACCUAUUUAAAAACUUGGUGAAAAAGAUGUCAGAAAGAUAAAACUGCAUGUGGUGAAAACAGAGCAUGUCACCAAGAGAGAACACCAAUGAGAAGGAACCAAACUUUUUUUUUUAUCUCGGAUAAUGCAGAUACUUGGAGAAUGAUAUGUAUGGACAGGUUGAUUUGUUUCUGAAUUAAGUUUCUUUUUUUAACUGCCCUUCUUGUAUGGGUCCUGGAGUUCUGUGCAGGGAAUGCAAAAUCCAAAAUAUGUCCCAAAGUAGUAAAAUAGAAGGUAUUUCUAUUCUAUUUCUGUUCUAUGAGAGUAAAACUCCUACCCUCAGUAUUCAAGUCUAUGUCACAGAGGAUCUGGAUUCAAACUAUUCUCAGAUCCAAUCCAUUCUUUUCCAACCAGCCGACCAUUAUUCAAAAUCAAUAUUAAUCAGCACAAGUAACCUCACUGUCUUGUUGAAGUACCUGGAGAAAUUCUGGGGAGGCAGUAGAUGCUGGAGAUCUUUUUUUUUAAUGACAUUUUUAAUCCACAUGUAUUUUUUUGUGGUACCAAUACAUUCAGAGUAAACAAAGGUGACAGUCUGAAGAAUUGCUUUGAUUAUAGGAAAUCUUAGGAGAAAAAAAUAGCUAGUAAGUUAGAUAGAUAAUAGCACAUUUAGGGAAAAAAAAGGCCUUCUAGUAAGACAUGCACUUGCAUGAAAAUAUAUUUAACUACCUACUUAAUA
This is a messenger RNA of Ahaetulla prasina, 1663 nucleotides long. It is a transcript of the gene ZDHHC22, whose product is annotated as zinc finger DHHC-type palmitoyltransferase 22. Gene Ontology annotation, cellular component: Golgi apparatus. The transcript has 3 exons. Gene Ontology annotation, biological process: protein palmitoylation. Gene Ontology annotation, molecular function: palmitoyltransferase activity. Lineage: Eukaryota; Metazoa; Chordata; Lepidosauria; Squamata; Colubridae. The record is from RefSeq and is a predicted model, not a curated record. Bases 9 to 839 code for a protein of 276 amino acids.